ACUCGCGUUUUUUUUAGCAUGCAGUUGUUGAGUUGAAACGCUAGUAGAUUUUGAAGCCAUCACCAGUCACGCUGCUGCAGAAAUACUUCCAUUAAACCUAUAUUCUGCCACCUGUGAAUGAACAAAUCUGAGUGGAUCUGAAGUUGUCGCGUUGGAGCAUUUGGAUUUUACAUCAGUAUAAACUGGAUCUGGACAUAAAUGCCUUAACUUCCUGGGGCGUAUCGGUCUUACCAGGCUGGUUCUCCAGUGUACCAACCCUGGUGUCUGAGAGAUCUACCCUGAUCGGGAGGGGAUGAGCUGGGCAGAGGAGGACUGGACAGUGGGCCUGUCUGGCCGGGCCCUGCAGAAGGUCAAGGAGCUGCAGGUCCAGCAGGAGAGGCUGAACAGAGAGAGACAGCAGAAACACCUGCAGCUGGACAGCACACAGACCUCCCUCAACAGACUGUCAAGUAUGAGGAGGUGCGCAGGGAGCUGCAGUGUGUACAGAGGGAGUUACAGGUGGCUCGUGAGGAGGCGCAUGCAGGUGUCUGUGUGCGGGAGCGUCUCUCUCAGGAUCUCCAAGUGAAACAGGCCCAGGUGUGUUCACUGGAGGGACAGCUGGGCUCGGCACGAACCCUCACACACACCCUCGAAAAGGAGGUCAAAAGGUUGGAGGCGGAUCUAGAGAAGUUACAGAACACUAGAAGCUCUGGAGAAUCCAUGUUGUUUUCCACCCCAUGCUGGAGUAUGACAUCACCACGGGACCACAAUGGUGGGAGACAGGAGGAAAGGCAGGGAUACAGCGGCGGCGAGGGGGAUACAGCGGCGGCGAGGGGGACAAUAAAGCACUAAACGUCAGACAACAGCUCAAGUUCUCAGACCCUGGCGUCUCGCCCACGCCCCCACAACAACAAGCCAAGGGCACGCCCCACCGGCGUCCGUCCCACCAAUCAGACUCCUCCACUCCCUCGGCUGUGUUUCCGUGGGAACGGGACGACCAAAAGCCUUCCACCAGGGAACGACUCGCUCCUCCUCCAUCUCCCUCUCUCCCCUCCAGCAAUGUCAUCAGACGAGGACAGGAUGCUGGGGGUUGUGGGAUGGUGGAGGACCUCAGGAGAGAGACAGACAGUGACCCUUCAGAAGCAGGCGUUGGAGAGGGAUAUAGAUGCUUUGAAAGAGAAAGUCAAAUGGACUGAGGGGGAACUGAAGGAGAGCCAGAAGAAAGAGGCCCAAACACAAACCAAACUAACGGAGUCACUGUGUGAGAGGGAGGGGCUGAAUGUAACACUGGAGCAGAACAGGAGGAGAGAGACAGGACUGGAGGAGGAGGUGAAGAAGCUGGCUGAGGAGCUGGCAGAGGCCUUCGGAUGCAUCAAAGAACUAGAAGACCAGAAGACGGUCCAACCCACUGCUGCUCCAAUGGCUCCAGUCCCGUUUAGCCCUGCCGGACAGAGCUUUGCCCCGGUCUCACAACCACAACAUGGCCACACCACCCCACGUACAUCCUCGGCUCAGACCAACAGACCUGCUAGAGGGGAGCAAGCGAGGGAGGAGCGAGAGGAGAGAGGGAACGAGGGACAGAGAGCAAAGUACCCCACAGAGCGAGAGCCUGGCGAGGGCAUCGACUCAGAGCACAUCACUCCGUUUGGAUCCACAGACUCUGACAAAACAAAGAGGGCUGGAGAAAGGGGGAAAGGGGAGGAUAGGAAACGAGAGAAUGAGAGACAAGACGAGGUAGAGUCGGUAGUAGAUGGCUGCAUCCCUGGAAAGGAUGCGUCCACCAAGGACAAAAACUCACUCAGCACACAGAGCUCUCUUUCUGACACAGACCACAGUCCCCACCUCAGCAGGUCCGCUAGCUCCGACACAGACUACGAGAGCGAGACCCUGUCCAGCCACUCCAAACCCCGAGCCCAGACCACCGGGGCUGAGGGAGACCUACAAAGGGAGAACCGAGAGCUGUGUUCAGAGCUGCAGGACGUUAAGGAUGAGUUACAAAGGAGACUGGAGGAUCUGGAGACACAGCGCAGAGCGGAGGCCGAGGCCCGGACCAGACUCAAGCAACUCAGCUGCAAACAUGCCUCCCAGGCUGAGACCUCCAGAGAGAAGGAGGAGAGGAGGGGGGAGUUAGAGAGAGCAGAGACAGGGAGGUUGAAGGAGACACUGGCUGAACUUGAGAUAAAGGCAACAGCAACAACAGCUGAUCUGAUCCAGGAAUACGGAACUCUGACCAAAGCUCCAGAUCUCUCCAGACCUAUUGGUGAGGGAGAGACCAUUGUGGAGGCCCAGAGGGGUGUGUCUCCCUCAGACCAGGCUGAAACCACCAUGGAGCUCCAGAGUGGAGGCCUCUCUGCCUCAGAGCUAGCCCAGGAGGUGGAGCAUCUGGGUGGGGAGAGCGCCAAGGAGGCUGGGCGAGCCAGACAGACCCAGGCCAAGCUGGUGGCCAGACAGAGCCAGCAACACGUCCGUAGUGACGGACACACCAUGUACAGCCCUGUCUUCAGGAGAGCUACUGAAGAGUCCCAGAGAGACCUGAGUCUAACCAGGACUGAGAAUACACGUCUUACUGUAGAGCUGGAGAAAGCUUCUGCUCCUACCAACAACAGUACACCAGUGGACAGGGUCGAGAAGACAGUCUGGCUGAAGAGCUGCGGUCUCUAA
Messenger RNA from Salvelinus namaycush (lake trout), 2640 nucleotides. Its product is annotated as myosin-11-like. Bases 1039 to 2640 code for a protein of 533 amino acids. Lineage: Eukaryota; Metazoa; Chordata; Actinopteri; Salmoniformes; Salmonidae. The transcript is spliced from 11 exons. The record is from RefSeq and is a predicted model, not a curated record.